Ceratitis capitata (Mediterranean fruit fly) is the source of this 710-nucleotide messenger RNA. RefSeq names its product microsomal glutathione S-transferase 1 (gene Mgstl). The transcript has 3 exons. The record is from RefSeq and is a predicted model, not a curated record. The coding region runs from base 134 to 586 and encodes 150 amino acids. Gene Ontology annotation, cellular component: membrane. NCBI's taxonomy places the organism in Eukaryota, Metazoa, Arthropoda, Insecta, Diptera, Tephritidae.
GUCAACUUAAAAUUAGUCGGUCAAUUGAUAUACACGGUGAUAGUUCUGCGCAUAUCAGUGGGCAAAAUAAAAUUCAUGUAUAUUUCUUUCAUUAAUUUCUAAAUAUUAAAGAAUAAAUAAUCGUAAAGUCAAAAUGGCAGCAUUAGAUUUAGCAUCACUUGAUAAUGAAGUAUUCAAAACAUAUGUGUUCUGGUCGGCGGUUUUGGUGCUCAAACUCUUGUCUAUGUCAUUGCUGACAGCUAUGCAACGCUUCAAGACAAAGACCUUUGCCAAUCCCGAGGAUUUAUUGGACAAACGCCUGAAGGUGAAAUUCGAUAAUCCAGAUGUUGAACGUGUGCGCAGAGCUCAUCGCAAUGAUUUGGAAAACAUUAUACCUUUCUUCGUCAUUGGUUUCCUUUAUGUGCUAACUGACCCCAUACCUGGUUUGGCCAUCAAUCUCUUCCGUGCUGUGGGUAUUGCACGUAUUGUGCAUACAAUUGUUUAUGCUGUUUUUGUUGUGCCACAACCGAGUCGCGCCUUGGCAUUCUUUGUUGCUUUUGGUGCAACGGCUUACAUGGGUUUCCAGGUAGUUUUUGCCGUGUUGUAAGCAUGCGCAGUGCAGGGUGGUGUAAUAAAGUAUUGCGAAAUACUAAAGGCGUAAAUAUUUUGUACUAAAAAUUAUUGUAAAAAAAUAAUGUUGAAAUAAAAAUAUUAAGUUUUAAAGAAACGAA